UACCAAAUAUUGCUUUGUUUGAAAGUAUAUAUUCUGUUAAAUCAUCAUUUUUUUAUUGGAAAAAAGUGAAAAAAUAAAGAGCCUCUAAAAAUCUAACGAGACCCAGCUUUUGUAUUUCCAGCAAAUAGUAUUUCGGACCGACCGAAGGUUCUUUUACACAGUUCUAAUGUUUUAGCUGUUCAAAAUGCCACAUUUUCGAGACCAUGUUCCCAUACUUGCUGCUGUUGGAGCUGGACUAGUUGUUGGAACCAGUAUCACCGUCAUUUAUUACAAGUUAUCGCGGAAUGUCUCACGUCAACUGAGUGAGCUCACAGAAAGUGUCAAUCGGCUUCAGGUACAACUAAGCGAGCUACAAGAACAUAUUUCCAUAUGUGGAUCAAUGGUUGGAUCUCUACCUGCAACACCUAUGCGAAGUCCUGGAUCAACAUCUAACCAUGAAGCAUUUUUACUAUCAAGUCCACCAAAGCCGAAAGUUGUCCGCCAAUUAUCGAGUGACGAUGAUGAUGACAAGUUUGAGGAUACAUUUGAAACUGAAGAAAUGUUACUUGGAAAACAAGCUAAAAUUAAAGCAGACAGCAACAUCUACAAGCAGAUUGACAAACAACUGGAAUCCAAUGACACUGACAAAGCCAAGGCUUACCAGACACUCUGUGAUAUGAGAGACCAGCACCAACAGGAUACUGAGUUUCUAUGGCGACUAGCUAAAUCUACAUACCAGAUGUCACAAAUAGAGGGAGCCAAUGGUAACAAAGAGCGCCAAAAAGAACUGGUGUACGAAGGAAAAAAUAUUGCCUUCAAUGCAUUAGACAUUAAGGAAGAUGACGCAAAUAUACAAAAAUGGUGUGCUAUUACAUUAGGGAAGGUAGGAGACUAUGAAUCUAUGCAGGAUAAAAUACUUAAUGGUUUCAAGUUCAAAGAGCACAUUGAGAGAGGUAUUGAGAUCGACCCUCUUGACCCCUCUCUACAUUAUCUGCUGGGACGCUGGUGCUAUGGGGUUUUUGAGCUGAGCUGGCUGGAGAGGAAACUAGCAGCUACAUUAUUCGCCACCCCUCCUACCUCCACUUCUGAAGAGGCCCUUAAGCAUUUUCUACAAGCACACAAACUUGCCCCAACACAAUGGAAAGAAAAUAUGUUAUUCAUAGCAAAGUGCUAUAUUCAACAAAGCCAAUACAGUGAAGCAAUGGAAUGGCUGAAUAAGGCAGCCGUAAUCCAAGCCAAGACUGUUGAUGAUAAAGCUGCUCACAUAGAAAUAGAGAACCUCCAAUACAAGUACAGCUACUAUGCUAGGUGAACUCUGAACAUUAACAAAGUAUUGGGAAAUACGGAGAGAUAAUAGUUCCAUCUGUUAGAAAAUCAGAUGAUUUAAAGUGGCAGUAGAGAAUUGAGUAAAACUUGUGUCAGUAUGUCCUUUGCGAUCCCAAAAAGUAUUUGAAAUAUUUUAUGUAUGUGAUCGAGCAUUUAAGAUACAGAACUGUCCAUUACUAUUCGAAUUGACAAAAACAAUAAUUAUUGUUAAUACACAUUCAGAUCAAUUAUUUAU
This is a messenger RNA of Owenia fusiformis, 1540 nucleotides long. The record is from the annotation of a GenBank genome assembly. NCBI's taxonomy places the organism in Eukaryota, Metazoa, Annelida, Polychaeta, Sabellida, Oweniidae.